GUUUACCGAAAGUCUCGCAUUGGAGAUCAGCCUACACAGCAGUAGGCAAGAGCGCAGCAGCAGACACAACUGUAGGUUUGUAGAUGGAACAACAACGCACUGUGAUUUCAACACGGACCAAGAAUAUUCCGUACGUAAGGUUGAGAGGGCUUAAGGUGUGACGAGUUUGCCCAGUGUUUCCUCAAGCCGUUUGGUUGACAUGAGAGCUCCGAGUCCUGUCUAGUGUUGAUCAGAAAGGCAGGGAGGGAGGUGUCCGUCCACUAUCCUCUGUUCAUCAUCAUUCUCCACAGCACCAGCGCCAUCGCAUCCCGACCCGGAGCUUUGUGUUGCGGCUGGGCAUUUCUGAUUUUCAGACUGUAAUGAGAGACAGACUUGUGUUUAAGUGUCUUCUGUUGGAAUAAUGUUGCCAGGCGUGGGUGUGUUUGGGACAGGGCAGACAGUACGAGCCUUGGUGCCUUUACUCCAAAAGGAAGGCUUCCCUGUUCAGGCGGUCUGGGGUCGUACGCAAGAGGAAGCUGAAUCACUAGCCAGCGAGUUGGACAUUCCCUUUUCCACCAGUCAGACAGAUGAUGUGCUGCUUCAUCCGGAGGUCCAUCUUGUUUGCAUACUGACACCGCCACCACACACGCGGCAGAUUGCAGUUAAAGCUCUAGGUAUAGGUAAAAAUGUGAUCAGCGAGCAAGCCGCCACGCUGACGGAUGCCUGCAAGAUGGUGACAGCGGCUAGAUAUUACCCACAGCUUAUGAGUAUCAUGGGAAAUUCCUUGCGCUUCUUGCCUGCCUUUGUCCACAUGAAACGUCUGCUUGGAGAGGGAUAUUGUGGGAGCUUGCAGGUAUGUGAAGCACGUGUCUACGGUGGCUCUUUGCUCAGCCAGUCGUAUGGAUGGGCGUGGGAGGAGCUCAUGGGUGGAGGUGGCCUGCAUACAGUCGGCUCCUGCAUCAUUGACCUCCUCAGCCACCUCACAGGAUGCCGGGCUGUGCGCGUGCAUGGAAUGCUCCGGACAUUCGUACGUCAAGGUGGCCCAGCUGGAGGCAUUCGUUCUGUAACCGCAGAUGACUAUGCGUGCUUUCAGCUGCUGAUGAGCGGCGGCGCAGUCUGCAGCGUCACAUUGAACUUCAAUCUACCUGGCACAGAUGUGCACGAGAUCAUGCUUGUGGGAUCAUCAGGACGACUCGUUGCUCGAGGAACAGAGCUGUUUGGCCAACGAAUUAACAUGCAAGCAGAGGAGCUACUUCUAAGUGAUGGUGGAGAAGCCACAGGACCGUCGGUCAGAGGAUUGAAUAGCAUGGUGACGCAGCUCAGACUCUCUUUCCAGGCACAGGAGGACAGGCGCUCUUGGGCACGGCAUCCUGUUUCGAUGGCAGCCUCGUUUGAGGAUGGACUGUAUGUACAGACAGUUGUGGAUGCCAUCAAACGCUCAAACCGCACUGGAGAGUGGGAGUCAGUGGAGGUCAAGAUUCAGGAGGUUGACCCAAAUCAUAACCACAGAACCCUGCCAAACUAACACUACACACACUGUUACAUUCUACAUGUAUACGAUCUCAAGACCAGAUGCCUAUUAAUGUCACUCAGCUUCUUUUACAAGUACUAAAGCCGUGCUUUCAUUUUAAACACAGAGUGCGAAGGAAAAUGCUUAAUUUAAAUGAAUGUUUAAGCAAACUAACUGACAUUUUAAGGAGUUGUAAACACUGGAGAUGAGUCACUGGAUAGGAAUCCUCAUUUCAGGGUUGUUUUAAUGCAGUGUUUCUCAACCACGCUCCUGGAGGACCACCAGCUCUGCACAUUUUUCAUUCUCCUUAACCAAACACACCUGAUUCAGAUCAUCAGCUCAUUAGCAGGGACUGAAAGACCUGUAAUGGGUGUGACAGACAAAGGAGACAUCCAAAACAUGCAGUGUUGGUGGUCUUCCAGGAACAUGGUUGAGAAAUAGUGUUUUAAUGCUUAUUUACUGUAAGAAAAAAAAUGGAUGUGUGAAGCUUAGCUGUGAAUUUUAUCAGUGCUUUCCCUGUUUUUAUGCGAGUCACUGGGGUUUAAUUGUGAGGCUGUUUUUACUUGAGUGGUAGAUAUAAUAAGCUUAUGUUUUGCUUGUUAUUUUUUUCUGUAUGUAUGUACGAUUUUUAAGGCACUGAUGAACUUACUAUGCUGGACACCAGAUGUCAUUUACUGUAAUAAACCUCUCGUGACUUAUAGACUUUUAACGGUUCUACAAAGCUGCACAAAAGUUUAUUGAAUUAUAUUUUUAUUGCUAAACUUUUGUCUGUGCACUGUUUAAGUGAGAGUGAUGGGUUUGUGUCUGAAUGGUGCUUUAUAUUCAUUGAAAUAUUAUUAAUAAAUAUUUACUUAAUGUA
Molecule: messenger RNA, 2348 nt
Organism: Danio rerio (zebrafish)
Lineage: Eukaryota; Metazoa; Chordata; Actinopteri; Cypriniformes; Danionidae
Gene: gfod2
Product: glucose-fructose oxidoreductase domain containing 2
Molecular function (GO): nucleotide binding
Source: RefSeq, marked validated